This is a messenger RNA of Rhopilema esculentum, 895 nucleotides long. Its product is annotated as large ribosomal subunit protein eL8. Gene Ontology annotation, cellular component: ribonucleoprotein complex. Gene Ontology annotation, biological process: ribosome biogenesis. Gene Ontology annotation, molecular function: RNA binding. The record is from RefSeq and is a predicted model, not a curated record. NCBI's taxonomy places the organism in Eukaryota, Metazoa, Cnidaria, Scyphozoa, Rhizostomeae, Rhizostomatidae.
CGAUAUGAUUACGGGGCUGCCUCCCCUCUUUCUCUCGUGCGGUAGCCAUUCUUGUCAAAAUGCCUCCAAAAUCAAAGAAGAUCAAAGUCAAAAAGGUUGCUGCAGCACCUUACACUACUUCCAAAGUUCCUGUUAAAAAGAAGGUUAUCAACCCUUUGAUUGAAAAAAGACCAAAGAACUUUGGAAUUGGUGCUGAUGUACAGCCAAAAAGAGACUUGACAAGAUAUGUAAGAUGGCCAAAGUACAUUCGGCUUCAAAGACAGAAGCGCAUUUUGUAUCAGAGGUUGAAGGUCCCACCAGCAGUCAACCAAUUCACCCAGACCCUUGACAAAAAUACAGCUACACAACUUUUCAAGCUUCUCCACAAGUACCGACCAGAAACUAAAGCUGAAAAAAAAGCCAGGCUUACAAAAAUUGCUGAAAAGAAAGCAGAAGGUCAGCAAGAAGCCCCUGGAAAGAAGCCAAUUGUCUUAAAAUAUGGAAUCAAUCAUAUCACCAAUUUGGUCGAAAGCAAAAAGGCUCAGCUUGUUGUCAUAGCACAUGAUGUUGAUCCAAUUGAGAUUGUUGUUUGGUUGCCAGCACUUUGCAGAAAAAUGGGUGUCCCAUACUGCAUCGUAAAAGGAAAGGCAAGGUUAGGAAAGCUGGUUCACAAGAAGACAGCCACAGCUGUUUGCAUGACAGCCACCAGGCAGGAGGACAAGCAUAACAUGGAGAAGAUCUGUGACAGUGUGAAGUCAAAUUACAAUGACCGUGUAGAGGAAAUUCGACGUCACUGGGGAGGAGGCAUCAUGGGGUGCAAGUCUCAAGCUAAAAUUAUGAAGCUGGAAAAGGCAAAGGCCAAGGAACUCAGGGUGGCAUAAACACAUUUCUGAAUAGAAUCAAAUGUAUAGAUGAA